Pristis pectinata (smalltooth sawfish) is the source of this 2222-nucleotide messenger RNA. RefSeq names its product bestrophin-2-like. Gene Ontology annotation, molecular function: chloride channel activity. The transcript has 9 exons. The record is from RefSeq and is a predicted model, not a curated record. NCBI's taxonomy places the organism in Eukaryota, Metazoa, Chordata, Chondrichthyes, Rhinopristiformes, Pristidae. The coding region runs from base 153 to 2192 and encodes 679 amino acids.
AGCUCCUGUCCGCCCUCUGGUCCUCGGCUGGACCUCCAGCGCACAAACCCACCACCCGUUGUGGAGUUCACCUCCCACCGGUGCCACUCCCCUCCGUCCCCCUGCACCAGGACGCCCUGCAUUUCCAGCCCAGAGCUCGGCUCGUCCUGGGGAUGACCAUCACCUACACGGCACGAGUUGCUAAUGUCCGCUUCUGCAGCUUCUCCAAGCUGCUGGUGCUGUGGAAAGGAAGCAUCUACAAGCUGCUCUACAAGGAAUUCCUGGUCUUCUCCUUCAUGUACGCCAUCCUGAGCAUCGCCUACAGGUUUUUGUUGCUGGAAGACCAGAAGAGGUAUUUCGAGAAGCUGGCCCUGUACUGCAAUCACUAUGCCAACCUGAUCCCCAUGGCCUUUGUUCUGGGGUUCUACGUGACUCUGGUGGUGAACCGCUGGUGGAACCAGUACACCAGCAUCCCGCUCCCCGACCGGCUCAUGUGCGUGAUAUCCGGGAACGUGCAUGGAGUGGACGAGCGGGGACGCAUGCUGAGGCGCACCAUGAUGAGGUACGCCAGCCUCUCGGCGCUGCUCAUCCUGCGCUCCGUCAGCACGGCCGUCAUCAAGCGGUUCCCCACGAUGGACCACGUGGUGGAGGCAGGGUUUAUGACCAGAGACGAGCGGAAGAAGUACGAACGUCUUCACUCCCCUUACAACAAGUACUGGAUUCCGUGCGUGUGGUUCACCAACCUGGCUGCCAAGGGACGGAAGGAAGGCCGGAUAAAGGAUGACAACGCACUCAAGUUGUUGAUGGAGGAGCUGAAUACCUUUCGAGCAAAGUGCAGCCUUCUCUUUCACUACGACUGGAUCAGUAUUCCCCUGGUGUACACACAGGUUGUCACUAUAGCCGUGUACAGCUUCUUCCUGACCUGUCUGAUUGGACGACAGUUCCUUGACCCUGCCCAAGGAUACGCAGGACAUGACAUCGACUUGUAUGUUCCCGUGUUCACCCUGCUACAGUUUUUCUUCUACGCUGGUUGGUUGAAGGUGGCCGAACAACUAAUAAAUCCCUUUGGAGAAGAUGAUGAUGAUUUUGAAACAAACCGUUUGAUUGAUCGGAACUUUCAGGUGUCAAUGAUGGCGGUCGACGAUAUGUAUCAGGAUUUGCCUCUUAUGGAAAAGGAUCGGUACUGGAACGAGUCCAACCCUCGGCCCCCGUACACUGCUGCCACUGUGUUUGUGCUGCAGAAGCCGUCCUUCCAGGGUUCUACAUUCGACAUGACGAUUUCCAAGGAUGACAUGCACUUUCAGCCGAUGGAGGAGAUCGAGGAGAACAUCGAGGAAGGGAACUCACAGCAUGUCCCCCUCUUCAGCCGUCUGCUGCCCAGCGCCCCAUCACCCGCUGGCAAUGCCCCGCGCUCCACACGCCCCUUUCAGCUGCUCAAACGCAGGAACAGUGUGUCCUCAGAUGCCUCCAUGUACAGCUGCCUGUGCCAGGACACCCAGACCACAGUGUGUUCCUGCAGCACCUACACAGAGCACAAGCCUCUAACCAAGAUCCACUUCCUCUCUGAGGAUGCCUGGCCGGGUAGGAAAGAGUCUGUGACAAAUUGCUUGCAAGUUGGUGAGAGCAACAGUGAGGAUUCCGAAGCCCGAGGCUCCGGGAGGGUGGAUACUGAGAACAAAGGGGAGUCUGCCCCUCCCCUCACUGAGGAGGACAAGGUCAACUUGGAGGCUGAAUCCAGUUGUUCCUCUUCAAUCCCUGCCAAGGAAGGCACGCCACAUGGAGCGGACCUGAUAGUGUCCUACGAUCCACCCGGCUGCCAGGUGGAAUCCCUGGAGAAGCGGGACUGCAGGUUCCAGUCUGCUCCUGGGAGGUCUCCUGCUCACUGCCACCCAGUCAUGGAAACCGGUCCCACAGCUUUCUGGGUGAAGCCCACAGCUUCGCCUCCAGUGUCAGUCCUCAGCAGCAUCUCCUCCGCAGAGGGCUCCCACACCUACCGAGGAGCCCACGGUCUUCAGCAGCCGAUGGACACCCCCUUACUGUCUCUCUCCCCGGCCGAGGAGGAGCCUGGUGAAAAGUCCGAAUGGCCGAGAGUUGCCAAGCGGUCUCUGCGAGGCGAUGAUGUCCAAGACAAGAGGAACCCCUUGCAUGUGUCUGAGCUGCUGCACAUUAACGGGAGAGAAGGUGACCAGUCCAAAACACCGUCCCAGCUGUGAAGGCAAGUGUCUGGACUUUGCAGAACUCAU